Messenger RNA from Owenia fusiformis, 2441 nucleotides. NCBI's taxonomy places the organism in Eukaryota, Metazoa, Annelida, Polychaeta, Sabellida, Oweniidae. The record is from the annotation of a GenBank genome assembly.
CCUUUAUUUCCCGGGAAAGCUGGACGUUUGAUUUUAUCAUUUCGCCUAGGUUUCUUCAUCCUAGAUUUCAACAUUUAUGAGAGCAAGGUGCAAGGAUUCGUUUGGAAGAAAGGACCAAUGACGAUCAAAAGAGGGCACAAUGGAUUGAAAAAGCUGAAUUUAGAUACAACCUCACAUUAAGGCUAGGGUUCAAGUCUGGAUCCACGAUGGAGUCUCAUAUAACAGUUGAUAGGAAGGCAUUUUCCCGAGAUGGUUUCCUGGAGGAAUAUCCGCUUUUACCAAAACACGUCCAAUCAUGUAAAGAAAAGGUCAGAAGCAGUUGUCGUUCAGCAUUUUCCUGCUCUGUUCAGAGGUUAAAGACAAAAGCUCUUUCCACAUUUCCAUUCGUGAAAACGUUGAUAGAAUAUAAGUGGAAACAAGAUAUUGUUGGUGACGUAAUGGCUGGAUUAAGUGUUGGAAUAAUACAUGUUCCUCAAAGCAUGGGUUUUGCCCUGCUGGCAAAUCUACCACCCGUGUAUGGACUUUAUAGCUCAUUUUUUCCUGUGAUGCUGUAUUUCAUAUUUGGUACAUCGCGUCAUAUAUCAUUCGGAACAAUGGCCGUCAUUGCAAUGAUGGUUGGAUCUGCUGUUCAGAGGGAGGCGACAAAAUUUGAAGAAAAUUUCCAGAAGUCAUCUGAUGCGCCAAGUGUGGUUACUAUAGUUACAGACAUAAAUUCCUCAAUAGGUCUGGACAUGAAUGAGACAAACAACAUUGAUGAUAGUUUUCAGGAGGCGCUGAAUAGUCGUAAAGUGGAAGUGGCUCUUGUGUUGUCUCUGUUGUCAGGCCUGGUCCAGAUCAUCAUGAGUUUUCUACAGCUGGGGUUUAUCACUGUGUAUCUGUCGCAACCUUUUGUCGGAGGAUUCAUGAUGGGAGCUACACUACAUAUCAUUACGAGUCAAGUAAAGUUCAUGCUCGGUAUCCCUACUCUUGUGAAAGCCUACACCGGACCAUUCAAACUCAUUCUCACCUAUGUUGAUAUUUUCAGCAAUAUUAUGCAUACUAACAUUGCCGAUCUGAUAAUCUCUAUUCUGUGUUGUGCUAUGCUGAUACUGAUGCGAAAAUUCAUCAAUGAACGUUAUAAAGAAAAACUGCCUGUACCCAUCCCUAUUGAACUCAUUGUUGUAGCCAUAGGAACAAUAGCGUCACAUUUUGGAAAGUUUAACCAGAAAUUUGGCAUCAGAAUUGUUGGAAAUAUUCCAACAGGAGUACCCACACCAGUUGUGCCACCUAUGAAUGAAGCCCAGAACUAUAUCGCUGAAGCUUUUAUCAUUGCUAUUGUUAGCUUUGCAAUUUCAAUAUCAAUGGCAAAAGUGUUCACAAAGAAGUACAAUUAUGAGAUAGAUGCAAACCAAGAACUUUUUGCAUAUGGCGUAGCAAAUGGAGUUGGUGCAUUCUUUCAUAGUUUCGCCGGUGCAGUUGCACCCCCCAGGACUCUUGUUCACGAUUCAGCAGGGGGUAAAACACAAUUUGCUAGUGUUUUCUCCAGCAUAUUUGUGCUGCUGGUAAUAUUAGUAAUGGGCCCCCUUUUUGUGUCUCUCCCCAACAGUGUUCUCGGAGCAAUUAUUGUGGUUUCCUUGCUCCCAAUGUUCAACCAGUUCCGUACACUCCCUGAUUUCUGGAGAACAUCAAAAUAUGAUCUGGCGAUUUGGAUAGUGACAUUUCUCUGUGCGACUAUUUUGGAUAUGGACUAUGGGCUCUUCAUAGGUAUAGGAUUCUCUCUUCUAACUCUCGUUAUUCGAGUUCAAGUACCUAUUAGUUACUCAAUGGGGAACAUUCCUGAUACCGAGUUAUAUGCCAAUAGCAUACGUUGCGAGAAAGCUACACUUCCUGAUGGAGUCCGUAUUUUCAAAUUCGAGGCCCCCUUAUUUUAUGCAAAUGCUGAAAUUUUCAAGCAGAAAAUCUUCAAAAAGGCACUUAACCCUCAAAAGAUGAAUGGUCUCGAAAAUGACGAUAAUGAUGAUAAACCAUUGAGCAUUCACACGAUAGUUGUCGACUGUAGCACAAUGGCAUAUAUGGAUAACGUUGGGAUUGGUAUGUUACUUCAAAUCUACAGGAAGUACAAAGCCAUACAAGUAAGAGUACUUCUCGCGAAUUGCCCCUAUGGUGUGGUUCAGAUACUGAAGCAUGUCAAGUUUCCAUAUAUGGACAAUCUCUAUAUGACGAUACAUGAUGCCGUUGUUGCAGCCCAAAUGAUGGGAAGAAUGAAGGAUGAAGAUGAUGAUGCUGACUUGAAGGAAAACAAGGAUGACAAUGCAAAUGAUGACAAUAAAGCACUCGUUCAAAAUGGUGAUACUGAUGAUGGAGUUAAUAGAGAUUGGGACCAAACAGAUGAUGAUGCAAAUGCUAGUGAAGACACUAAACUAAACUUGUACCCAGAUAUUAAGGAUAAAGUAGAUGUGUAA